AUGCAAAGACUUACAAGAAGUAGUGCUCCUUCUAUGCCAAAUAAUGAAAUUAUUAUUGUUGGAUAUAAAAACUUAUGUUUUUCAAAUGCGGCAACUAAUGAUGUAUUUGUAAGACCGGACAUGUAUAAAAUUGUUGAAGAAAAUGAAGAAUUUGAUAUAAACUAUAUUAAAGGAGAUACAUGUAAUGUUCCUGUUCUUUUUAAAUGUUCAAGAACAAAAUUAGGUAUCCAGAGCAGCGAAGAAAAUUAUUCAAAUAUUCAAGUAAUUGAAGAUAAUUGUGCUGGGUCAACUAAAUGCAUGGUUGCAUAUGAUGGAAAGGCAUAUAUGAAAGAAAUUUUUCUGUCGGAUAUUAUUGACAAUAUGAAGCUGGAGCAUGGUAGAAGAAAGCAUGUUUACAAUGCACUUUCCAUUUGCUAUGCAUUUAUGGAUUUAUCAACAAAAUUUCAGUCGCCAAAAUUUGCUACUGAAUUUGAUUUAGCAAUUCACAAUUGGCCUGAUAUUUUGAAGAUAGCUCAAACUCAAUUUGCCGGAUCAUACACGGAUUUUCAAAUAAGUUUUGGUGGCUCUUGUAUCUGGAUCAGCAUAAUUUUUGGAAAGAAAACAUGUUGGCUUAUACCACCAACUGAUUAUAAUCUUAAUGCUUAUGAAUUUUAUUUAAAAGAUUCAUCUGCAUUAAAAUUAUUUUUUGGUUUUAUUGCUGAAAAUUGCUGCAGAAUCACUUUAACUGCUGGACAAUCCUUCUAUCUUCCAGCAGGUUGGAUACAUGCUGUUUAUACAGAUGAGGAUACUGUUAUGAUUGGUGGAAACUUUCUCACAAGUGUUUCGUUAGAAACACAUUUAAAAAUUGUUGAGUCAGAAAAUCGCCAAAGAUUAAGAGAAAAAUAUUCAUAUCCAUUUUUCAAAAAUCUAAUGUGGUUUACUGUGGCAGCAAUUGUAACUGAAAUUACUGGAGUAGAAUUUAUUGACAGCGAAAAGUUCAAAAAAUUAAGCUGUGUUGAAAAGGUGGUAAAGAACACAAAUAAUUUUUUCCAAAAAAAUAGAAAAAAAUAUGAUUUUAUCAAACAUUUUUAA
This is a messenger RNA of Strongyloides ratti, 1071 nucleotides long. Its product is annotated as JmjC domain-containing protein. The transcript is spliced from 3 exons. The record is from RefSeq and is a predicted model, not a curated record. Gene Ontology annotation, molecular function: transcription coregulator activity; histone demethylase activity. Gene Ontology annotation, biological process: protein demethylation; regulation of transcription by RNA polymerase II. Lineage: Eukaryota; Metazoa; Nematoda; Chromadorea; Rhabditida; Strongyloididae. Bases 1 to 1071 code for a protein of 356 amino acids.